AUGAGCGAUAACAACCAUGAGUCUGAUGCGGCGGCAGCUCGCAGCGCCGUGGGGGGUGCAUCCGCUGCGAAAUCGUCCAUGAAUGCAAAUGCGUUGAACCUCGCCUCGCCGCCCGGUUCCAAGACGCCGCCCAGCAUACCGUCGAAAAAGACUCUAUUUUAUCCUGAUUCGUUUGGGAGGCGACAGAAGAGCCGAAAUAGCUCUGAACCCAUUGACCCCGAUGCGCUUGCGAAGGCCUUGAAGGAGUAUGAGGAUGCCGGGCGCCCUCAUGAGAGAACCCCUGGAACUAGUCCAAGCAGGAAAAGACAAAGAGUUUAUGGUGAUAGAUUCAUUCCAAACCGGGACGGACAGGAUCUCCAAGCGACUUACAGUCUGCUUCACGAGGAUGGCUGUCCUUCCACUCCAUCGAAGUCGAAACGGCGUAUCCCGCAUUCAGAGCUGCAUUUCCAGAAGACGGAAGAAGCAAACAGAAUGUAUUCACGAGUCUUGCGAAGCGAGCUCUUUGGGAAUACGGUACCACAGGCCGAAUUAGACUCGCUAUCACCCGAUCCAUUGUUUGGACUGAGUAAUGGCAUCAACGAAAAAACACGCUCCCAUACUCCCCCCUCACAUGUAGUAUCGAAUCUACCCCCUGCUAGCAUAACUCCGUCUACACCACACAAAAAUCUUUUUAAUUAUGCCUCACCCCGUGGAUCAGGCCAUCCCACGCCUUCGAAGACACCUCGCAGUCAACAUGGCCCAAAUCUCAAUGUCAGAUCAGAGCUCUAUAGCCUGUCCCCAAUCCGUUACGAUAGCCAACGCAUUCUCGAAACCCCUCGAAAACAGCCACGCUACGUGAACAAAGUGCCGUACAAAGUUCUCGAUGCGCCCGACCUACAAGAUGAUUUCUACCUGAACCUGGUCGACUGGGGUAGUAGUAACGUUCUCGGGGUUGGCCUGGGAAACUCAGUCUAUAUGUGGAACUCUCAGUCUGGGCGUGUGACGAAACUCUGCGAACUCAAGGACGAUACUGUAACUAGUGUGAGCUGGAUCCAAAGGGGAACGCAUCUUUCUAUCGGAACUGGAAAAGGUCUCGUGCAAAUAUGGGAUGCCGAACGCUGCCGACGCCUUCGAACAAUGGUUGGACAUACCAAUCGCGUGGGAGCGUUGGCGUGGAAUGACCAUAUUCUCACGUCAGGCUCCCGAGAUCGGCUCAUCUUCCAUCGUGAUGUCCGUUCGCCGGAUCAGUACCUGCGCCGGUUGUCGGGACACAAGCAGGAGAUCUGUGGCCUGCGUUGGAAUACGGAAGACGGUCAAUUGGCAUCUGGCGGUAAUGAUAAUAAACUAAUGGUGUGGGACAAGUUGAAUGAAACGCCACUUUAUCGCUUCUCGGACCACACUGCCGCCGUUAAGGCAAUUGCUUGGUCGCCCCAUCAGCACCAUCUUCUUGCAUCUGGAGGGGGAACGGCCGACAGAACUAUCAAAUUCUGGAAUACGUCCACCGGCUCCCUGAUCAAAGAAGUCGACACCGGCAGUCAGGUCUGUAACUUGGCGUGGUCGAAGAACUCAGACGAGAUCAUCAGCACCCAUGGCUACAGUCAGAACCAAAUUGUCAUCUGGAAGUACCCCCGCAUGGAACAGAUCGUAUCAUUAACCGGUCAUACAUUCCGUGUUCUGUACCUAGCCAUGAGUCCGGACGGCCAAACGGUUGUCACAGGUGCCGGGGACGAGACUUUGAGAUUCUGGAAGAUAUUUAACCGCAGGCCGGGACGAGAACACGGGCGCGAGGGUAGCAAGUUAGCUGAAUGGGGCACCAUUCGGUGA
Molecule: messenger RNA, 1803 nt
Organism: Aspergillus tanneri
Lineage: Eukaryota; Fungi; Ascomycota; Eurotiomycetes; Eurotiales; Aspergillaceae
Gene: CDH1
Product: substrate-specific activator of APC-dependent proteolysis
Exons: 4
Coding region: 1-1803 (600 amino acids)
Biological process (GO): anaphase-promoting complex-dependent catabolic process; positive regulation of ubiquitin protein ligase activity; positive regulation of anaphase-promoting complex-dependent catabolic process
Cellular component (GO): anaphase-promoting complex
Molecular function (GO): ubiquitin ligase activator activity; protein binding; anaphase-promoting complex binding
Source: RefSeq, a predicted model, not a curated record